GAAUUAGUCGGCUCCUCAGAGGGCAAACACCCAUUAUCAAGCUCUCACAGCCACCUGCUCUCCAGCAAUGCCUCCAGACUUUGACACCAACAUGAGGUUCAAGUUCUCGAUCCUGGCGCUUUUUCUGGAAGUUAUUGUCAUUGUUUUGUAUGGGAUAUUCGUGGAUUAUGACACAAAUUCUUCUGCUGCAGGAUUAUACCCACACUUUCAGGAUGUCCAUGUGAUGAUAUUUGUUGGAUUUGGUUUCCUGAUGACCUUUCUGAAGAAAUAUGGAUUCAGCAGUGUUGGUUUCAACAUGCUCAUCGCUGCCUUCGGUCUCCAGUGGGGAAUUCUGAUGCAAGGAUUUUGGCACAUGAAAGGAGGGAAAAUUCCUAUUAACAUCGAAAGCAUGAUAAAUGCUGACUUCAGCACAGCAACUGCUUUGAUUUCAUUUGGAGCACUCCUGGGGAAAACAAGUCCCAUUCAGAUGCUGAUCCUGACUCUUCUGGAGAUCACCAUCUUUGCAUGCAAUGAACAUCUAGUAACCAAAGUAUUACAGGCCACAGAUGUUGGAGCUUCGAUGACUAUCCAUGCUUUUGGAGCUUAUUUUGGUUUGGCUGCAGCUUUCGUCUUGUACCGUCCUGGUCUGUCAAAAAAACAUGAAAAUGAUGAAUCCACCUAUCACUCAGACAUGUUUGCCAUGAUUGGUACCCUGUUCCUUUGGCUUUUUUGGCCCAGUUUUAACUCUGCCAUUGCAAAUGGUUCAAAAGCCCAGGGAACAGCCAUUAUCAACACUUAUUGCUCCUUGGCUGCCUGUACCGUCGUAACAUUCGCCCUCUCCAGCCUGGUGGAUAAAAGAGGCAAAUUCAGUAUGGUUCUCAUUCAAAAUGCCACCCUGGCAGGAGGAGUAGCCGUGGGUACCUGUGCUGACCUGGCAAUCCACCCUUUUUCUGCCAUGUUCAUUGGGGUCAUUGCUGGAAUUGUCUCUGUCCUUGGAUUCCAGUUCCUGACUCCUGUGAUGGCAUCCAAGCUGAAAAUUCAAGACACUUGUGGAGUUCAUAACUUACAUGGUUUACCUGGAAUUCUGGGAGGUAUUGCUGGCAUCAUAGUAACUGCAAUAAAAACAGAGGAGAGGAAUGGUCACCCACUUACUCCUGCCAUGCAGGCUGCUGCCCUGGGAAGUACAUUUGGAAUUGCACUGGUGGGAGGAGCACUCACAGGUGCUAUUCUAAAGCUGCCCUUCUUGGGACAAGUAUCUGACCAGAACUGCUUUGAUGACUCUGCUUAUUGGGAGGUUCCAGAGGAGGAGACAGUACCCGAAAUUCACUCCAGCCACCGUGAUGAGCGCAGCAGAUUUGAAGCUGCCAUGUAGAAAAAUAAUUAAUCUGCAAUAUUUGUCCUAAUGAUGCUCUUUUCUAUUUCUAGUGCUAAGAAACAACAUCCAAGUAUUAUCCCAACCACACCAGGUUUUUAAGAAAAGGCUGAAGAUAGCUAUAUUUUUGUAAAAGAAAACAAGCUUGAUUUUAGAUUACUUAGUCAUUAUGCCAAGCUCAGGUGAAUAAAUUAAGUCCUUCUAAUAUAUUUGUUCAUCA
Messenger RNA from Sturnus vulgaris (Common starling), 1571 nucleotides. RefSeq names its product Rh associated glycoprotein (gene RHAG). NCBI's taxonomy places the organism in Eukaryota, Metazoa, Chordata, Aves, Passeriformes, Sturnidae. The record is from RefSeq and is a predicted model, not a curated record. Gene Ontology annotation, molecular function: ammonium channel activity. Gene Ontology annotation, biological process: ammonium transmembrane transport; ammonium homeostasis. Gene Ontology annotation, cellular component: plasma membrane.